UUAAUUAAACAUGGAUAAUUUCUUAAGUUUCAUAAUUUUCCAUGGAAGCAGCUCCAUCAUCAUCAACUUGCGCCUGCAGCCACCUUGUGACCAUGCCCUACCCUGCUCGCGGCUACAUCAACCCCAUGAUGAACUUCUGCAAGAUGCUUCUCUCCAACGACAACACCAGAUUAAUCCUCGUAACCUUCGUCGUCACCGAGGAAUGGCUCGGUUUCAUCGGCUCCGACCCAAAGCCCGACAUUAUGAGAUUCGCUACAAUCCCCAACGUCGUAGCUUCCGAUCACCCGGGGUUCCUAGAAGCUGUCAUGGCCAAAAUGGAAGCGUCCUUUGAGGAGCUACUCAACCGCCUUCAGCCGCCGCCUACCGCCAUCGUGUCUGAUACUUUUCUGUACUGGGCGGUCGUUGUUGGAAGCCGGAGGAAUAUUCCGGUGGCGUUGUUUUCGACCAUGUCCGCGUCUAUUUUCUUUGUGCUCCACCACCAUCACCUUUUGGUCAAUUUGUCAGGUAAUUAUUUCAACCAAAACGGUGGCGAACGUGUGGAUUAUAUUCCUGAAAUUUCCUCAAUGCGGGUCGUGGAUUUUCCUCUAAACGAUGGUAGUUGCCGCAGCAAGCAAUUGCUGAAAACAUGCCUGAAAGGUUUCGCGUGGGUUUCAAAAGCACAGUAUCUUCUAUUCACUUCCAUUUAUGAGCUCGAACCUCAUGCCAUUGAUGUCCUAAAAGCAGAGUUGUCAUUGCCCAUAUACACUAUUGGCCCUGCCAUACCUUAUUUUAGCCUUCAAAACAAUCCCACUUUCAGCACCACAAAUGGGACUAGUGAUAGCUACAUGGAAUGGCUACAGGUUCUGUUCUUUACAUCUCACAAAGGAAGCCAUUUCUCGGUUUCAAGGGCUCAAAUGGAUGAGAUUGCAUUUGCUUUGAGGGAAAGUGGCAUUCAGUUCUUGUGGGUAGGCCGUAGUGAGGCUUCAAGGUUGAAAGAAAUUUGUGGGAACCAACACUACUACAAAAGAAGCAUUUUACGACGAAGGUGUGACCAACAAUUGAGAGUGUUGUCUCAUCCUUCAAUUGGAGGAUUUUGGUCUCAUUGUGGAUGGAAUUCAACCAAAGAAGGUGUGCUUGCUGGGGUUUCGUUUUUGACAUUUCCAAUAAUUAUGGACCAACAAAUUGAUAGUAAGAUGAUAGUAGAGGAUUGGAAGGUUGGGUGGAGGGUGAAGGAAGAUGUUAAAGUGAAUACUACUACUUUGGUGAAGAAAGAUGAAAUCGCAAUGCUAGUGCAGAAAUUUAUGGAUUUGGAUAGUAAUCUUGCAAGGGAAAUCAGGGAAAGAUCCGAAACUCUUCGGCAGAUAUGUAGUCGUGCAAUUACAAAUGGUGGGUCAGCUGUUACUGAUUUGAAUGCCUUUGUUAAGGAUUUAGUGCAGACAAUACAUUAAAGCCGUAAACACCUUGUAAACGAGCAUGCACUCAUUUUCAAUUUCAAUUGUAUUUGUAUGACAUUUGUCUGGUUAACUUUCACUAUCAUCUGACUAUUCAUGUUAUUUCCAAACAAACAGAUACACUGCU
Molecule: messenger RNA, 1557 nt
Organism: Glycine soja
Lineage: Eukaryota; Viridiplantae; Streptophyta; Magnoliopsida; Fabales; Fabaceae
Product: UDP-glycosyltransferase 87A1-like
Exons: 3
Coding region: 42-1427 (461 amino acids)
Molecular function (GO): UDP-glycosyltransferase activity
Source: RefSeq, a predicted model, not a curated record